Doryrhamphus excisus (bluestripe pipefish) is the source of this 1557-nucleotide messenger RNA. It is a transcript of the gene trmo, whose product is annotated as tRNA methyltransferase O. Lineage: Eukaryota; Metazoa; Chordata; Actinopteri; Syngnathiformes; Syngnathidae. The record is from RefSeq and is a predicted model, not a curated record.
AGAGGGCAGUAACGCGCCACACACCAUUUACUGUAUCGAAGAAGACCCACCUCUAUAGCAUGUCUUGUAUGGCGUUUGCUAGCUGAAAACUAUAACCGUAGUUAAUAUUUUGUUUAGUCAAAAAUGAGUCCUAUCUGUGACUGUUGCAGCGAACAUGUAAAUAUACUGAAACAGCAAGUGUCUGUGAUGCGAAAGGAAAUCAAGAAUCUUCGGCAGAUGCUGGACACUGCAACCAGAACUCAUCGCAAACACAUGCUUUCCAUUCAGUCUGCUGUAUCAAAAGUCAGUGUCCAGGAGCCCGAGAAAGCCCUGCCACCGCCUCCACCUGCCUCAUGUCAGGCGGCGUUAGAACACGGAAUCAUCCAGACGGUCCCAAUUGGAUACAUAAGUUCAUGUUUUUCUGUGAAGAAUGGGACACCCAGGCAGCCCACCGUCUGCGGACCCUCGAGGGCAGAGCUGCGACUGAAGCAGAGUGUCUUCAAUAACCCAGAGCACGCCCUGCUGGGACUGGAGCAAUAUUCUCAUGUCUGGGUUAUAUUUAUCUUUCACAAAAAUGGGCACAUGCAUUACAAAGCCAAAGUGAAGCCCCCCAGGCUGAAUGGUCAGAGGGUGGGCGUGUACUCCACUCGCAGUCCGCACCGACCAAACGCUUUGGGCCUAACCCUUGCAAAGUUGGAUAAAAUUGAUGGUGACACAUUACAUAUUUCAAACAUUGACAUGAUUGAAGGCACCCCAGUCCUGGAUAUCAAACCUUACAUCCCAGACUAUGAUUCCCCUUGCACAAGGAUAAGCAUAGACUGCAAGUCCUGUCAAUCAAGUGCAGACCAAUCAGAUUGCAUCCCUUUGUCACCUAACCAGCCAACGGAAGGUCUGUUAAACGUAAAAGACGUCAAGUCUGUUGCGGAAACUCCAAACCUAGAUGGAUGUAAAUUCCCUAACUCUUUGACCGAGCCUGGAGACACUCUCGCCAUGCUGGAGGAAAUGAAGGCCUACCUGAAUCAAAGUGACUUGUACCAGGGAAGCUGUGACCACAAACACGGAGCUUCAGACCUGCAGGGACCUGAGCAAGACCAGCGGCCUUGCUAUAGAGAGGAGGCCUACAGUACCAUUGCUGGCUGGAUCAGAGAACCACCCGUUUCCAGUCUGGAGGUCCGGUUCACCCCUCAUGCUGAGAGGGAACUAGCAGAAUUCCUUCCCACAGGCCAGCCAGGACCGCCUAAAAGUGACCGGCCGAGGUUCAAGUUCCUGCACAGUUCACAGGAAGCUGCUACAGCUAUCAGAGGCGUGCUGUCAGCAGACCCUCGAUCGGUCUACAGGAGGACUCGAUGCAAAGACAAGCUCUUUUUCUUCACCUUAGAUACAGCUGACAUAACCUGCUGGUUUGGACAAGGCUUUGUUGAGGUGCUGCAGGUGCGACCCAUUCAGUCCCAUUGACUCCACAUAAAAAAAUUUGAAAAGCCCUGUAGGUUGAGGUCAGACUUUGUAAUCUACUUUGUAUAUUAUAGAAUGUAUAUCUGUACCUCUUCUUACAUCACUGUCAUUAUAAUCAAUAAAUGA